Messenger RNA from Porites lobata, 3296 nucleotides. The record is from the annotation of a GenBank genome assembly. Lineage: Eukaryota; Metazoa; Cnidaria; Anthozoa; Scleractinia; Poritidae.
AUGAUUUUUUUUGUUACAAACACAUUGACAACUGCUGGAACAAGCCUGAGGUCAGAACCAAAGCACAUUGUGUUUUUGUCACAGCUGCUUCUCCUUUUCAACUUUUGCCAUGUUUGUAAGACAGACAACCCUUCAAUAGAAGAAAGGCAAAUUGGAACCAAAGCAGUGGUUACAAGUACAUGCCAUAACCCAAAGUGCCCAAAGCAAGUGAACACUUCGCAUAGUCAGCCAAACAUGCCAAACUCAGGAAUAGCAGCUGGCAAUUUCCUGCUAUGCAUCGCUGUACUGCUAGCUGGAGGCUCUGCUACGAAAGUCUUCCGGAUAUUCUCACACAUGGGUCUUGGCUGUGUGUCCCUCAACACCUUCUUUAAAUUCCAAAGGGUAAGCCUAUUUCAUUGCUGGUCACGAGUACCAGUUAAUUGCAGGCAAUGAUAUAAAUGAAUAUUGUGGUACAGCUUAACUAAAGUGCAAAUUAGUUCCACACUACAGAUGUAAAUAAUAUUAUUAAAGUGAUUAAUUAAGAUUAAAAAAAAUUACAGAUACCAUGCAGUAGGUAAAUGAUAACGUAAUGUAUUUUUAUUGUUCUGUUUGAAAACAUAUUGAGCAAAAAGCUGCUGCAUGCUUUACAAAGCUGUACCUACGUAAACUAAUCUUAUUAUUAUUAUUUAUUGAUAUUAUUUUUUUCAUUUGCAAUCUUUUUUUCAGAACAAGCUCUUUCCAACAAUUUCACUUUAUUGGGAAAAAUAUCAAGCGAAAUUGUUGGAAAAGGUGAAAGCUAUCCAAGGGGGCAUUGUGUUAGCGGGAGAUGGAAGACACGACAGCAUGGGACAUAGUGCCAAGUUUGGAGCUUACACUAUGUUUUGUUGUACUCUGCCAAUGAUAAUCCACUUUGCCCUUAUUCAGGUGAGAGUGAAAACUCAUGGUUUAUUCUUCAAAUGUUAGUGAAUUUUACAGCCAGUGUUAGCUUCAAGUUACGUCACCACUGCUGAUGAGAUUAUAUAAGUACAUAAUUUUAGUUCACUGCAGUGAUACAAGCUGGUGGGAGUGACUUCCAUGAACCUUUUUUUAUUAUUGUUUGCAGAGAAACCAGCCAGGAAGCAGUCCUGCCAUGGAAUUCAUGGGCUUCAAGCAAUGCAUGGAAUUUCUGUUGGGCUGUGGGGUUUAAAUAACCACAUUAAUCUCUGAUCGUCACACCACCAUUGCAAGCCACAUGAAGCAGGUGCUCAGCAACAUUACCCAUUACUUUGACAUAUGGCAUUUGAAGAAGAGUAAGUAUCCUAUGAUAAAGUAAAUGUGUAAACCUGUAAUUUUUCACAGUGAUUUCCUUGCAGAUUUACAUUCUCCAGCAAAACUGGCAGGCCUUACUGACACUGCAAACUUGUAUGUUAAAUAUUCAAGUGAAUUAUUUUAGAAAACAUGUAAUAAAAAAUUGAUAUUAUUGUUGAAAUCAUUAAACCACUCAAUGUCGUUUAUCAACGCCAAUCUUUGAAAACCACCCGGCUGACUGAAAUGUUCACUAUGAAUGGUCCAUGACAUUUAUAUUAACCUGUGUGGUAGAUAAAAUCUUUACAUGCUGUAAUGAAUAUAAACUAACAGUAAAUGUCAAUUUAAACUUAAUGGUUGUAAUCUUUGCUUCCCUAGUUUUUUUGUGUACAUGUAGAAAUAAGAAAGGUCCUGAGCAAACUGUCCAAAGAGAAAGGUUGUGAGAUUUUGGCUGAAUGGAUAAAGCCCUGCGAGAACCAUUUGUAUUGGAGUGCGACCACUACCUUCAGCGACCAUGGGAAAGUGAUUUGGGCAAAGUUUAAGACUUUCUUAAGUCACAUUAUUAACAAGCACUCUUCCCUUGGUGAUCCCCUUUUCAACAAGUGUGGACAUGGACAAAUACACCAAAGAAAAUGGCUUCAAGCUGGUAUGUUUCAUAUCAGAAAUAUUAGUACAAAAAGGGAAAUUCUUUUCCCAUUUGCCUUAAAUUAUGCUUGCUUAUGCAGUAGUUUUAUCUAACACAGCAUAGCAGAUAUCCCGGCCUGGUCGCCCUUGUCAUCUUGGCCAGGUUGUUCAAAGCAGGCUUAUGAUAACCCAGGGCUAAUGUGAAAUUUGAAUUGAGAUAUGAACGCGUAAAAAGUAAAGUAAGUUUAUUUCUUUCUACAACUUUAUGAUUGGAUGCAGAAAGAAACCCUGAUUAAGACAUGACUCUUCCCUGCCCCACUUUCAAACAACUGGACCUUGUAGAAUGAAAUGUUGUGUUUGCCUUUAUUGUUUCCUGCUUUUAGAUUCUGUUGCCUAUGAAAAGCUUUACACUGCCUUGACAAAAAAUAGCCUUGUGAAGGGAAUAAAACAAGCAUCACCUUUUGCCCAAACUAGCUGCCUGGAAGGAUUCCAUUCACUACUAAACCAAUUUGCUCCAAAAAUGAUAGCAUAUUCUUAUGUUGGAAUGUAUUGCAGGUAAGAAUAAUCUCCAGCUCCACCGACUCUGCUAAACAAAGAAGUAAAUGGUUUGUGUUUCCUAUUUUAACAAAAAAAGGCCAAUGCAUUUUUUGCAUACAUUUUUUCUUCCUAAAUAAGCUAAAACUGGCCAAAACAAAUGCAGGGCAUGUUUUUCUGUUGAAUCAGAGGUCAGAUGGAAAAAUUUUCGCUGACUUGGAAGAAAAAAACAUCCAAAAUGUGUGUUCACAAAGUGUUAUUCCAAGGCCUUCAUUAUUAAGUGAUAUUACAUUUUUGUAGUUAAAUCUGUAUAACCUAUAUAACAACUUUGAUAUCUAGUUACUUUUUCCGCAUGGCCCAGCCACUUAGCGCAAUUAGCUCUUCCUAUUUCUGAGUGGCUAUGCUCUGCUCUCUUUUUUUCCACAAUUAUAUCCUUUUAGUGUCUUAACACUUUUUGCAUCAAGAGCACAAUAAAGAUUGUUGUUGUUGUUAUUGAUAUCUUAUCUUCGCGGAAACAUAUAGCAUUUAGCCUUAUCUUAAUCUAAUUACUUUUAGUUAGUUACGUUAUGCCUCCUAAGCCAAAGUGAACGUCUCAAACACGCACACAAAGUUCCGCAAAGCAGGCACGUGUGACAGAACUGAUCGUAACCCGUCCGGGACCGGGUGCUAAACAACAAGCUGAAGCCUCGACAGAGCAGCCUCUCAUGGCCGUCAACAUGCAGGCCCUCUUGGCCUCGAUUUCUAAUGCAGUACAGCAAGCUGUUGCACAGGCAAUGAAAGCACAAUGGCCAACCGCACCUAGCCAAAACACACAGUCCACCACGGACCAGUCAGUGGGCAAUGUGGUGAACGCAUCCUUGGCCGAGAUCACCUAA